AUUAUAUUUUUCUUUUUCUCCUCUAUAUAUAAGCAUCUAAUAGUCCUUAAUUUCCCUCAAAACAAACAAAACAUAUUAUUAACAACUUCAUCAUCACCAACCUCUCUCUUUCCCUCUAUGAUCUCAAGCUACUCUCUUUCCAUGAAGGAAAUGACCAAGAAACUACAAACAUCUCCAAACCACCUUUUCUCAACUUCACAACCACUAGCCAUUCAUAAAGAUUCAAAAACAAUAUCCAAAACCAAGCCAAAGAUUCGCAUCAUUCAUAUCUUUGCACCUGAAAUCAUCAAAACCGACGUCGCAAACUUCCGGGAAUUGGUGCAAAGACUCACCGGCAAACCAACAGAAGUAGUUCACUGCAAGAAGAAGAUCAAGAAGCCAAGAGUUUCAGGAAGAGAAGAAUCCAAGAUGAUCAGCAGCAGUGCCUUUUCAGACAAGAAAUUAGAGCUGAAAAGUGGGUUUAGGGCGGCUUUGGAUGCAAAAGAGAGAGUAAAGGAAGAAGAAGAAGAAGGGAUGUGGAUUUCAGAGAAUUCAGGUGGGUUUUUGGACAGGUUUGCAGAUUUGGAAGGUUUUAAUUAUAUUCAAGAGCUUGGUGAAUUCCCUAUGCUUCCUUUGGAUACUUCUCACAUGCAUGGGCUUGAAGGACCUCACCAGCUUGUUUAAUUACCAGUACUAUUUUUGAAGGGAAGAAAAGAUAAAAUAAAAAAAAAUAAAAAAAAAAAAGGAAAGAGAAGGAAAUAUAAUUAAUUUUGAGUUUGUUAUAUUAAUUUUUUCAGUCUGACGUUGAGGAUCAUAUAUGAUUAAUAAUUUUGUUUUUUUGUUUUU
Molecule: messenger RNA, 825 nt
Organism: Ziziphus jujuba (common jujube)
Lineage: Eukaryota; Viridiplantae; Streptophyta; Magnoliopsida; Rosales; Rhamnaceae
Product: VQ motif-containing protein 25
Exons: 1
Coding region: 118-663 (181 amino acids)
Cellular component (GO): nucleus
Source: RefSeq, a predicted model, not a curated record